Messenger RNA from Anopheles arabiensis, 1384 nucleotides. Its product is annotated as coiled-coil domain-containing protein 34-like. The transcript has 5 exons. Lineage: Eukaryota; Metazoa; Arthropoda; Insecta; Diptera; Culicidae. The record is from RefSeq and is a predicted model, not a curated record. The coding region runs from base 92 to 1168 and encodes 358 amino acids.
GAUCUCGCUACUAAUCGGAGUAGCCAUUGCUUUAUGCACGGUGUGUCGCAUUUCACAUCUUCUCAGCACACGGCAGCAGAACGAACAAGCGAUGGACGGUCCAGGAGCAACUAGCCUGGAAUUACAUUCGGAGAGUGCCUUAAAAAUGGAUGCUAGUUUUGAGGAAAUUAUAGGGCAAAAGGCAAUCCAAGUUUCGACGGAAUGGGAUUCUGAAGAUAGCGACACAGCGGAUGAAGCUAACGAUGCUUCUGAGUAUGAAGAUGUCGAUUACGAAUCGAAAAUAUCGAACGUUUUCUCAAACAUGUCACUCGCAACAUCACAGUCGAAGCUAUCGAUGUACUCUACGGAAAGUAACGAAGCGUCGGACGGAACUCACGGACAAGAUGCCGAGCGUACCCUGGUGCAGAGUGACACCGAGGAAGAAGAAGAUCCCGAUGAACGUUACGAUGAAGGGAAUGGUUCCGGCAGCACAAGCGAUUCUAGCAAUACGCUCGAUGCGGGUAGCGAAGAGGAGGAGGAGGAGCACGAGAAACAACCCAUUUUUACCGAUCGUGGUGGCGGUGACGCAGAUUUGAACUUGGAUAGUGAUCCCAGUAGUCAGAUCAUUAAAGUAAACAUUGCACACAAGAAGCGCGUUAGUGACCCGGAAGCGUACAGGAAUUGGCUCAAGGCUAAAAACGAAGAGAUACGGAAAAAUCGCGAAAAGGAGCUGCUUGCCAAACAGGAACUUCAACGCCAAAAAGAACAAGAGGAAGAAAAGCGCAAAGAGGAAAGCAAAAAGAAGAUCAAAGAGUGGAUGGAGCGCAAGAAACAGGACAGCACUAAGAAGGCCACGAACCCAAAAGCUGCGAAAGAACGGCAGCAUUCCCAGAGUUCCUCUUCGGAGCAUCUGUACUGUGAUCCUGACGCUAAGUUCAAGAGCUGGCUAUUAAAUGUCCGAAAACGAGAGGAAGAGAAAAGGCUACGGGCGCAGACGGUAAAGCAGCUCGAGAAAAAGAUCCAGGACGAGAAGAAGAAAAUAUCUGACGAAAUUUACCAGGAAUGGUUAAAGAGUGCCAAACACAAGCCAAAACCGGUGCCACUGAACCAGGGACCACACACACUGCGGGGUACGGUAUCGCAGAUUUUUAUCAACCCUCAACCAUGGAAAAGUAAUGUCGAAGAGUAACGUGGCAUCGGCAUUUCGGGCUCAACUCUUUAGCUUCGGUACCCAAAUUUUCCGUAUGCCUACACUAAGCAGAUGAGGUUACACAAGGUUUGAUCUUUUAGUCGUUUUUUUCAUCCUCGACCUUUCUACACCAAGUCCUGUUAGGGGAACGUUUUAUUGUUGUUAACUGUUGUAAAAUUCAAAUAUGGAGCAUUGUAAACAUUUUUCCUUUCCCUA